GGGGCUUGUCGGGGCUCGUAGUUCCCAGGGUGGAGGGGAAGAGCCGUCCGGCCGCGCGCGGGCGGCAUGGACAAGCUGAAGCGGGUGCUGAGCGGUCAGGACGCGGAGGAGCCCGGCGCUCUGGCGGAGGUUAUCGACGCGACUUCGUUGGGCUGGGGCACCCGAGUGAAAGGCUUCGUCGCGUGCUUUGCGUUGGGAUGCGUGUUCUCCGUGUUGGGUAGUUGUCUGCUCUGGGUACCAAGGAAAGGGCUGAUUCUCUUUGCAGCAUUUUACACACUGGGGAACAUUGCAUCAAUUGGAAGCACUCUCUUUCUUAUGGGACCAGUGAAACAAUUGAAAAGGAUGUUUGAACCUACCCGAUUGAUUGCUACUGUUGUUAUGUUAUUGUGUCUCAUAUUGACGCUGUGUUCUGCUUUUUGGUGGCGUAAGGAAGGACUCGCGCUCCUUUUCUGUAUCUUACAGUUUUUUGCCUUGGCAUGGUACAGCAUUUCCUUCAUACCAUUUGCAAGGGAUGCCGUGAAGAAAUGCGUGUCUGUCUGUCUGUCCUAAGAGGAAAGCUGGAUGUUUCACAAAGUUCUAGGAAGCAUAGCAGAACUAUGUUAAGAUCACCGUGUAUGUACUUUGCUACUUCUGUCCUAAACGUGUGCCUUUUGGCUGGUUGUUAGAGGCUCCUUGUGUUAAAUGCAGCGAAUGCAAUUGCGUGUUUUUGGUGUCCAUAGGACAGAGCACUCACGUGACUAAAUGCGGUUCAGCCUUCUUCAGGCAGAACGACUGGGCUGAGACCCAGACUUUGUUAUGAUGAUUCUCAUUUAAAAUUAUUUGGUUUUGCAAAAUUAACAAAGUAACACGUGAAGUCUGUAAAAUGGAGACCUUAAUUCUGGUGGGACCGUGCCAGGCUGGAGGAUUCCUUUUCAGAGAAGAAAUCUGUUGCUGGCUGAUUCCUUCCUGAGAACUCUUGUAGUAGCCUUACCUCACUUAAUCUUUGCACUAUUUAUAUCAGAUAAUGGAAUGCUGGUCUUCUUUUUCUGCCUCUCUUGCAACACUUUAGGUUUAUGAUAUUUUCGAAAGGUUUAAUUCCAGAUGAAAAGGCUGUUUUAGAGUACUUAUGAAAUGCCUCAUUUUGUUUUCUUAAACGAAAAAAUCUGUUUUCAGUUUAGAUUGACUGUGUUUUCUUAAAAUACAUGGGAGGGACAUUUUCGUCUGCAAAGACUGGUUCCUGUAAGAAAAGCACUUGCAAAAUUAAGUUAAUGAAGUUAUUUAGUUGCCAGGAAUGAGUUCUUUGCCCUGACUCCAGCUGAAUGCAGUACAUUCAAGCUGGGAAACCAAUUUAUCACUUGAAAUGAGGUGGUUCUCUUCUCCCCAGCUGUAGCACAGGGGCAGUGUGAAGCUGAGGGCACGACAGGUAAGCUGAGACAGAACCUGUGUGUGUUCUUUCUCAAAGGGCAAAGUCCCUGUUGAUAAAGUGGAAGCAGGCUGGUAUUUAAGCAAGUCCGGGGCAGGAAAAAGACAUUUUCUUCUGAACCUGUGUAUAAGUUAAAACUUCAGCAUGUCUUUUUUGUAAGUGAAAUCAAUUUCAUUUUUCCUAAAACUCUCUUCUGCAUUUGUGAAUAUCUUCUGCUCUGAGGAGGAAGUACAGCUUUCUAUUGUUAGUUUGUGUGUGUGUGUGUGUGUGUGUGUGUGUGUGUGUUUGGUUUAUUUUAACCAAAGGAAGCAUGCAACAGUCUCGCUGCCAGCUUCAAACAAACACUGAAUGGUCAGUAUCCAGGUUCCAAGGCCAUUGCCCAUUCUUCUAAUCUUCUGAGCUAUGUGUAAUCAUGUACUCCUGAACCAUUUCAGUAGUCACUUGUUUAAUGUCUGAAUUCAGGUUCCUGCUUCUACUAUGUUGGAUACUGCUUAACUGUUCUUGCCUUUCCUAUUAGCAAGCUGUCUUGCUGGAACUGAUGGCUGUGAAGGUCAUUAUCCAGUGAACUUUAAUAUGAUCUGAAUCCUCUUUCCUCACCUACGUAGAAUUUAGCCAUCUAACUGCAUUGCAUUUGCAUAGCAAGCAUGUCCUUGACUUGUACCACAAAGACUUCAGUGCAGCAAAAGCCUGGAUCCAUUCAGCAAUAAGGUACAAGCCAACAGUGAAGUAGAAUAAUUCUGUGGUUCCCAGAAAGUUACUAGAAACAGAAUUAACUCUAAACAUUAAUUGUCCUUCAGUUAAUUUAUAAAACACAGUAACAACCUCCCCCCAUUCCUGAGGAUCCUCUCUAAAAACAAACAAACAAAAAAGUAUAUUUUGAGGAUAUAAAAGGGGAACCUCAGCAGGCUUUCUUUGUUUUCCAGCUGGUAAGAGGUACUUUUACAAAGCCAUUUGAACAGAAAAUGCCUUCUCGAAAAUGUGGUACGUUGGGAUGAAUCAGUUCUGUGGGAUAACUUCCCCAAGUGCUAUCUCCUACUGUUUUUUUUUUUUUUCUUCUUUCCAUAGGAUUUGGAAGUUAGUUUUGAAAUGACUACAUUAACUGUUACUAUUACUUUUUUUUUUAAUAAAGAGUUAGUUAAAGGCCUAAGAGAGACUGAGAAUUAAAGAACACCAAUACAUUUUUUUUCCCUGACUCUGGAUAUCUAAAUGGAUGUAAGACGUUCUUUUUUUAAUGAGGGAGUAGGUUCAAAACCUAAUGUACAUCUUUCAAAGGGCCCCAUGUUAGGCUUCUAUUAGGGCUUGGAUAAUAUGUACAGAAUUCCUUUGUGUAAGACCAAUUGAAAUACAGCUCUAUUGCCUUUCACAUCCCAGGGUUUGCUUAGUUUUAAUAUCUCUGGUUGUUCCCGGAGAACUCCACAAGUAUAGUGUAUGGUAUUUUUCCUUCCCCACCCUGGGAAAGUUCUGUUAAGUUGUGUAAUCAUUCCAGGCUAUCAGCAGUCAACAUAAUUGAGUUUUACUUCUGUUUUGUUUAGUUUUUUUUUUAAUAGUUCAGAUUAGGAAGGGAAAAAGCCUUUUGCUUACUCCUUGACUAGCUUUUGCAGGGCUGUAGUACCAUGAGUCUCUAGCAUCUUCAUUGUAAAAACACUAGAUUUGGGUAUGCUGCAUACUACUUUUUCAACUUGUAUACUAUAGCUAAGUGGGACCUUCUAGUGUUGUGAGCACAGCCACUUAGAGGUAGGAAAUUCACACUCUGGAACUGCUUCUUUCACUACCAAGAAAUGGUAAACAUGUAUGGAUUCACACAUGCUUUUUUAAAGCUGUAAUUCCAGUUCCACAGUUUGAUACAACAAUAAAGAAGAACAAAGGUUUAUUUGACUGCACAGCACAUGAGGCUUAGUAAUAGUGCCCAUAAGGGAAGGAAAUUCAAAAGGAGAUGGCAAAGGCAUAGGUGAUCACCAUAGUGCCACUAGGAUUCACGUUGCCUUCUGGUGUUGUAUUCUGUUCUUGUGAAGGUCAGGUGGUAACAGAGAUUCACCAUAUCCUUGCCAAUAGGUGAAAACUACUCAGGGUUUGUUACUUCAUUUACAAGCAGUUUUGAUUUAAAGGUAAUUUCCUCUCUAUCAGAGAAAAACACUGUAGAUUCUUAAUCACAUAUACAGUUGCACACAGGCUAUUGCCAAGUUUAGCAGUAGAAGAUUCUUCUAUCUUGUUGUUCAAAUAAUGUAUAUGAUCGAGAGGUAAAUUAAUGUGAGUGUUCUUUCUUGUCCAGUUUCAAUCUGAAUUAGGUUAUACCAUUUUUGUCAUUAAGACUUCUGUAUGUUUGAUGUCAUCAGCUUUGGUUAUCUGCUUACCAGGAAGCAUGGUGGACUUUUUUAAAGCCAUUUCUAUCGCAAUGUCCUUUAAGGCAGGAAUGUUUGCCGUGCACGCUCUGCUGCAAAGAGAGAUUUGUGUUCUAAACGUAAGGCUCUUACCUUAAUAAAGGCCUUAUGCAGUUGCCUACAGCACUUAAUUCAAGGCUGACUUUCUAAAGAAUCUUCUAUGAUGUUGGAUGCCCAUCUCAGCAGAGCUGGGUGCUCUACCAGAAAGUGCUUCUUGAAAGCCUCGCUGUUGGUCAACUUGCCCAUUGACUUUUGGGGUUAUUUUUGCAGUACUGAUCACUGUAACCAAGCAGCCUUAGCAUGAAAUGUGCCUAUCUGGGAUCAGUUGACUUUGCAGAUACAGUGGAAAUGGAAAUGGGUGACGGUGGGUAUUUGUUCCCAUAGCACUGUGAUUCUGAACAUGAAAAUGUGGGAUUUUUUCAUCACUCCAGGGUUUUGCUCUGGUUGGUGUGGUUGUGAAUACUGACGCUAUCUGAGAUGGUUCUACUGUGCUGAUGUGAACAGGGUGAUCUUGCUUAGUAUUUGCUGUAGUAAGACUGCCCAUGAGCUGCUCCAAAACCCAAGGAAGAAAUUUCUGAACAGAUUUAAAAGGAUUUUAAGAAAUCACAUGGAGAAAAAAAAAAAAUAGAAUUCAUAAGGCUUUGUUUAAAUACUUAGUAUGCAAUUUUGGGGGAGGGGGGAGUUGUUGCUAUGGGAUGGCUUCCAGCAAGGGGCAGGAGGUCGGGCCUGGACUGGUUGUAACUUGUGGGUAGAUGACAGCUGUGCCUGUUAUACACCUGGGGGCUCAGAGUGCUGUCGCUUACAUGCAGUCUGAAGCUCAUGUUCAGGAAACUCCACUGUGGAAAAACAUGACUCCUUGAAGGCCGUGUGCUUUUGCUGUGUACUAAGAUUGAAAGAGCAUUUGUUGAGCUCAUGAAAAUGGUUCUUACUCUGUUUCGGUAGUUAAUCAUGUCGAUGAAGACAGGAUGACUGUUGCUAUUGUGGACUUCAAAACUAAGGAGAAGGAUGACAUAUAAACACACAUCUGUCUUAACUACUGAUGUUUACGACCAUAGCAAAUACUGCCCGUGUAGGACAGAAAGCACAAAAAUGGUAUAUUUUCUCAAAAGUGGGUGCCUUGCUGUCUUUUGACAACGCAGCAUUUUUUAACAGCGGUGGGAAUUGUUUUGUAAAACAAAAACUGGACUCUCAGAACUUCACCACAAUGUUUUGUAUUGUUACUGAUCCUAUUUGUUGCUCUCUUUCUGUGUAUUUGCACUGUUUGAUUUCUACUUUGAUAAAUAUCUUUUUCUAGAACUUUUUUUCUGUAACGAAGCCCUCACGAGUGUUGUUUUUUCUUCAAUAAAGUUGUAAUUGCAUUAAACAAA
This is a messenger RNA of Gallus gallus (chicken), 5147 nucleotides long. It is a transcript of the gene SFT2D2, whose product is annotated as SFT2 domain containing 2. Gene Ontology annotation, cellular component: membrane. The transcript has 8 exons. Lineage: Eukaryota; Metazoa; Chordata; Aves; Galliformes; Phasianidae. Bases 67 to 549 code for a protein of 160 amino acids. The record is from RefSeq and is a predicted model, not a curated record. Gene Ontology annotation, biological process: vesicle-mediated transport.